AUGUCGAUAUCCGCUCAGCCUGUCCACCAUCAUCGGAAUACCACUAAGGUUGAUCAUAAGCAGUUCAAGUCACGGCAUGCUACCAAGAGCGCGCUGAAAGACGCCGCCAAGGGCAAAGUCGAACGAGAAGAACGAGGAAAGAGAAGGACGCCGCAUCAGCAAGUCAUGUCGAAAUUGGUGAGGAGGAACCAAGCGAAACAAUCUCGGAUCCACCACAAGAUUAAGAAAGAGCAGGAAACGGAUAUCUUCAAGGGUGCAGAAGGAGCUCCCAAGCAUGUUGCCGUUGUACCAUUGUCUAAGGAAGUCGAUGUCAGACGUGCAAUCAACGAGAUGAAUGCUGGUGUAGAUAUCGAGCCGAGUAUGCAGGAGGAGGGUAUUGUUAGGACACGUAUCGAACGAUACGGACGCAAUGUUCUAUUCAUGCCUGCGACAAUGAACAUGCUUAAUGCACUCGAUGUUUGCAAACUGGCUGAUUUUGUGCUAUUCGUCCUAGCCGCUGCCGAAGAUCUACACACAGAGGCUGAGAAUCUACUGAGGGUUAUCGAGGGCCAAGGUGUAACCAACGCACUUUUUGUGGUUCAGAAUGCAAAAGAGACUGUUCCGGACAACAAGCUGAGCAAAAGGCUCGCCGAGCUGAAGAUCCAGACUGGUCACUACUUUCCCGACCCUGACAAAUUGGUCGUCUUAGACAACAAGAACGAUUGUGCUCUGCUCAUGCGGAAGAUUUGUACUCAGAGCACGAAAGGUAUCAGGUGGAGAGAUGCACGAAGUUGGAUGCUGAUUGAGAACACUCAAUGGUCAGUGCCAAAAGCAAGCACAGAGACCGCCAACGUCAUUCUGAGCGGCUUGACCAGAGGGAAAAGCCUCAACCCAGAUCGUCUAGUGCAUGUGCCUGGUUGGGGGGAGUACCAGGUUGCAAAAAUCACUCAAAUACCUUUGAAGCCUCUAAAGAGAAAGGCUGAUGAGAUGACUAUGGACCAAGACCGCAAGGGCACCCUUCCAUCUACAGAACAGGACGACUUAACAGAGCUUGCUCCCGAGCAGGCCAUGACGAACACUAUUGCAAGCUCGAUUGAUCACACAGAGCAGAAAGGUGUAUUGCUCGAUGACCAUCACUAUUUCUCGGACGAUAACUCUCACAUCCCUCAACAGCCCAAGAAACUUCCACCAGGCACGUCCAAGUACCAAUCGGCGUGGUAUCUCGACGAUGUAUCUGAUUCGGAAGAUGAGGCUAUGGACGAAGACAUGCCUAUCGACGACGCUAAUGAAGACGCAGCUUCAGAACAACCCGAAGACGGUGCUAUUGCUCGCGAAGAUGCUAUGACGGAUAUACCCGCGACGGAAUACCCAGACACGGAAAUGCAUGUUGACCAAGACGAGGCCGAGGAAGCACGCCAGCUAGCAGAAUUUCGAGCCUCGCGCAAGAAAGAGGCAGAAGAAGACCUGGAAUUUCCAGACGAGAUAGAGCUUCACCCUGACGUGCUUGCUCGCGAACGCCUUGCUAAGUAUCGUGGUCUUAAAUCACUGCGUACCUCGGAAUGGAACACAGAAGCCGAUGCUCCCUAUGAGCCUGCCGACUACAAGCGUCUGCUACAAGUGCCUGACUACAAGAAAUCUUACAGUGCUGUCAUGAAAGAGUCUCUAGCUGGUGGUAUCCCUGCCGGUUCCAGAGUGGAGAUCGAACUACAAAAUGUCUCUACAAGCCUUCAGUCCACUACUCCAUCCUCCCUUUUCAGCCUCCUCAAACACGAACACAAACAAGCAGUAAUCAACCUCAACGUCAGUCUCUCAUCCUCCCUCACAGCACCUAUCAAAUCCAAAGAAGAAAUCAUAGUCCAGAUCGGCCAUCGCAGACUCGCAAUCAACCCAAUCUUCAGUGCUGGCGGCGUCACACCCAACGACGUCCACAAAUUCGACCGCUUUCUCCACCCUGGUCGCACCGCCGUCGCUACAUUUGUGGGGCCCCUCACUUGGGGCAGUGUACCCUGCCUGGUCUUCCGCAAAUCAGAACAAGGCGACCUGGAAAUGAUAGGCACAGCCACGACCUUACCGCCGAGUUCCAGCAGGAUUGUCACUAAACGCGUGAUAUUGACUGGUAAUCCGUUCAAGAUUCACAAGAAGUUGGUUACUAUCAGGUACAUGUUUUUCAAUCGGGAGGAUGUUGAGUGGUUUAAGGCGUUGCCGCUUUGGACGAAGAGAGGCAGGCAGGGUUUUAUUAAGGAAGCACUGGGUACUCAUGGCUACUUCAAGGCUACGUUUGACGGAGCCGGAAAGACCUUCGAGGAGAGUUGA
Lithohypha guttulata is the source of this 2292-nucleotide messenger RNA. It is a transcript of the gene TSR1, whose product is annotated as ribosome biogenesis protein tsr1. Gene Ontology annotation, cellular component: nucleus; preribosome, small subunit precursor. The transcript is spliced from 2 exons. Lineage: Eukaryota; Fungi; Ascomycota; Eurotiomycetes; Chaetothyriales; Trichomeriaceae. Gene Ontology annotation, molecular function: GTPase activity; GTP binding; U3 snoRNA binding. Bases 1 to 2292 code for a protein of 763 amino acids. The record is from RefSeq and is a predicted model, not a curated record. Gene Ontology annotation, biological process: ribosome biogenesis; endonucleolytic cleavage of tricistronic rRNA transcript (SSU-rRNA, 5.8S rRNA, LSU-rRNA); maturation of SSU-rRNA from tricistronic rRNA transcript (SSU-rRNA, 5.8S rRNA, LSU-rRNA).